Triticum aestivum (bread wheat) is the source of this 705-nucleotide messenger RNA. Its product is annotated as MADS-box transcription factor 29. Gene Ontology annotation, cellular component: nucleus. The coding region runs from base 1 to 438 and encodes 145 amino acids. Gene Ontology annotation, biological process: regulation of DNA-templated transcription. Lineage: Eukaryota; Viridiplantae; Streptophyta; Magnoliopsida; Poales; Poaceae. The record is from RefSeq and is a predicted model, not a curated record. The transcript has 6 exons. Gene Ontology annotation, molecular function: DNA-binding transcription factor activity.
AUGGGGAACAAGCAGGAGCAUGCGGUGUUCCAAGCGCUGCUGCGCUUCUCCCAGUGGCGGCACAAGGAGCUCAGCCGCAUCGUGGACGCCGUCGUGGAGCCCAACCUCGUCUCGAGGACCAAUGACGGUUGGAGUGACUUAAUCGAGCGCUACAAGGGCAUAAAUCAUGGUGAAUAUCUGAAACUGUUGGCGGAUAUUGCAACGUUGAGGCAUGAGCGUGACCACCUGGAGGCUAGCGUGAGGAGGCAGAUAGUAGAAGACCUGCCGUCCGGCACAACCGCGGCAGAGCUCCGCGGUCUGGAGCACAAGCUAGAGUGCGCGCUGGGUAAAGUCCGUGAAACGAAGGUGCACAUCCUGGAGGAGCAGAACAGCUUCCUUGGCCACAUGAUUUUGAAGGUAUUGAAGCACAACCUUUGUACCCAACCUACAAAAUGCUAGUAUAAGAUUCUUAGAUAAGGAGGGCUCCAGGCGCUCAAACAAUUUCAACUACAAGCAGAUAUUUUGCCUAAAUUCAAGACGAAAGAAGAUGUUCAAAGAAGCGCCAAGACAUUUUUGUAUAGCAAGUUAUGUAAUAAUAGUUGGGUUAUCUGGGCAUUGUGAACUCCAGAAUUUCAUAUAUCUUCUCUCUGUUUUUGAAUGAAAUGUUGUAUGUUUUAGAAUUACAAUUUUUGUUUCAUAUGAAAUAGUAAUUAUGUAUGUGAUUUG